AUGAGCUCCUUCCUAAUGGGUUAUCCGCAUCAUCACAUUCAAUCGAUGGGCAUAAAUCUUGAACCCAAGUUCCCUCCGAGCGAGGACUACACUAGUUUUCAUAACGGAUACGGCGGCGUCAAUGGAAUCACACAGACCGGAACUCCGGAAUACUUGCACCACACCCAACCGGACUCACUGCAUCACUCCGGCUCGGCAGGAGUUGUCAGUGUUGGAGCUGGAACCGGUGGAGCUGGAAACGGAAUCGGCAAUGGGCCGGGUAGUGGCGGGGGAACCGUGGCGGGUUAUAACGGCUAUUCGUCGCCUAUGGCCGGACACUAUUACCAUCACCCGCAUCAUCAUCAUCAUCACCACCAUCAUCACCCUCACGCGCAUCACCCACACAAUGGCUACGUGUCUCCGGUGCAAAUGCAACCUGCACCCGUUGCCUCCAUAGCCCCACCUGCCGCCGCCCUUCCUACAGCCGUACCGUCUGCUGGAUCGAACAACCCUAUUCCGAACCACAACAGUUCCUACCCGACUAACGUAACCUCCAGCUACUAUGGGGGAUACUACGGGGCGACGGCCCAAGGCCAUCAGUCGAUGAUGGACGCACCGUUACAAUGUGCUGGCACGGAAGUGACCAAUACUGCUCUAGGAUUGCAGGAACUCGGCAUGAAAUUGGAUAGGCGAAUAGAGGAGGCAGCUCCAGCGGGUCAGCAGCUGCAAGAACUGGGUAUGAGACUGCGUUGUGACGACGCGAGUUCCGAUCAGGAUGAGUUUCUCGACGAAGAGCGCAUGAUGCUGGACCGGUCACCCGACGAGCUGGACUCCAACGAUGGCGACCUGGACGAACUUGACUCGGAUAAUGAUCUUGGGGAUGAACUGAUGCACGCAACAACCGACGGAGAACGCAUCAUUUAUCCUUGGAUGAAAAAAAUCCAUGUUGCCGGUGUCGCAAAUGGCUCGUUUCAACCGGGCAUGGAACCUAAACGACAACGCACCGCAUACACCCGCCACCAAAUACUGGAGCUGGAAAAAGAGUUCCAUUACAAUCGUUACCUAACUCGUCGUCGACGCAUAGAGAUUGCCCAUACGCUGGUCUUGUCUGAGCGGCAAAUCAAAAUUUGGUUCCAGAACCGUCGCAUGAAGUGGAAGAAAGACAAUAAGCUUCCAAAUACUAAGAAUGUGCGGAAGAAAAGUGGUGACCAGGGUAAAACUGGCGGCAACGCCACUACCACCAACGGUCAGUCGGGUGGUGGAGGAACCGCAAAGAAAGGCCGUAAAGCGAAUGGAACGGGGAUGACCGGCAAGUCGAAACAGCAGCAACAACAACAACAGCAACAGAGUCUCCAAAAUGAAUGCCUUCGUACUGACAGUUUAGAAAGUUUGUCCGAUGUCCAUGGGGGCAUGCCGGCAAGCAAUAAUGCAUCUUCACCAUACAUUUCGGCCUCCGAUGUCACGGGCAUGCUGCCUCAUUCAAAUGGAACUAGCGGGUCCAAUGCACCCAGUAACACGAACCAUGGCAACGAUCUUCUCGCUCAGCACCAGCAUCAGCAGCAUCAGCAUCAGCAACAUCAGCAGCAACAGCACCAUCAUCAUCAGCAUCACCAACAGCAACAACACCAGUCUCAUUUAAGCAACCAACAAGCCACCAGUAACAAUAACAAUAGUAAUGCCGCAAACAACAUGAACAGUGUUCAGCAGCAACAUUCCAUCAGUAUUAAGAAUGAUUAUGAUCUAACCGCACUGUAG
This is a messenger RNA of Anopheles coustani, 1734 nucleotides long. RefSeq names its product homeotic protein deformed (gene Dfd). NCBI's taxonomy places the organism in Eukaryota, Metazoa, Arthropoda, Insecta, Diptera, Culicidae. Gene Ontology annotation, molecular function: DNA-binding transcription factor activity, RNA polymerase II-specific; RNA polymerase II cis-regulatory region sequence-specific DNA binding. The coding region runs from base 1 to 1734 and encodes 577 amino acids. The record is from RefSeq and is a predicted model, not a curated record. The transcript has 5 exons. Gene Ontology annotation, cellular component: nucleus. Gene Ontology annotation, biological process: anterior/posterior pattern specification; regulation of transcription by RNA polymerase II.